AUGUCAUGGCAUUGUAGUGGAUCAACAAAUCAAGAAAUGGUUAAGAAAUUAAAAGAUGCAAAUAUACUGUCAACUGAAAGAGCAGUAGAAUCAAUGUUAAAAAUUGAUCGUGGUAAAUAUUGUCAUGAAGAUAAUCCUUAUCUGGAUCGACCAAGAAAAAUUGGAUACAAUGUAACAAUUUCUGCACCUCAUAUGCAUGCUUAUGCAUUGUCAAUGUUGACUGAUCAACUGGUUGAUUCUGCACGUGUACUGGAUGUUGGUUCUGGCUCAGGAUAUCUAACAGCUUGCAUGGGUUACAUGGUUGGUCCAAGAGGAAGAGUCAUUGGAAUUGAUCACAUUCCGGAACUUGUAAAAAUAGCAACUGAAAAUUUACAAAAUGAUUAUCCAAGUUUUAUCAAAGAAGGACGUGUUAAAUUCAUUGGUAUUAUAAUUUUGUUAUCAUAA
Aphidius gifuensis is the source of this 444-nucleotide messenger RNA. Its product is annotated as protein-L-isoaspartate(D-aspartate) O-methyltransferase-like. The record is from RefSeq and is a predicted model, not a curated record. Gene Ontology annotation, molecular function: protein-L-isoaspartate (D-aspartate) O-methyltransferase activity. The transcript has 3 exons. Lineage: Eukaryota; Metazoa; Arthropoda; Insecta; Hymenoptera; Braconidae. Gene Ontology annotation, biological process: protein modification process. Gene Ontology annotation, cellular component: cytoplasm. Bases 1 to 444 code for a protein of 147 amino acids.